AUGGCUGGGUUGCAAAGAUCUUCGGUGUCAUUUAGGAGGCAAGGCUCUUCAGGGUUUGUGUGGGAUGACAGGCACCUAGAGCUUGUAGACAAAGUAGCACCGCUGCUAAAAGAAGGAGGAGGAAGAGCACGACAAGACCAAGAGAACGUUGACAUUAUAGAGGGAGUUCGGGCACCUAAACCCAUCAACACCGUCAGUAGAAGCAGGUCCAACGGUGGGGGACGUGGCUACAGGACUGGGAAGGUCACGCCAGCUAUCGAACCUCCGUCGCCAAAGGUCUCUGCAUGCGGCUUUUGUGGCGGUUUUGGUAAACCGUUGAGAAAGAGUACUAAUCUUAGAGCAAGGGCUUGGUAA
Molecule: messenger RNA, 354 nt
Organism: Prunus armeniaca (apricot)
Lineage: Eukaryota; Viridiplantae; Streptophyta; Magnoliopsida; Rosales; Rosaceae
Source: the annotation of a GenBank genome assembly